CCGGGGCGUGAGUAUCUCCGCUGCCGGAGGACCGCGGCGGGCGGCGCGCAGGGCCCCCGCCUCCCGCUCCCCACGCGGCCGCCGCGCCAGAGCCUCGCCCACUCCAAUCCCCACCCUCACCAUCCUUAACUGUUAAAGAGCAGCCGCGCCCGGCGCGUUCCUAGAGGAUCCCGGGUGCAGAAGGCGGAAGGGGAGCAGACGCAGGGGGACUGGAAAGGCAGGAUGCGCCCUCCCGGAGCAACCUCGGCGCCCAGGGUCUGAGGCUGCAGCCCCAGCUCGCCAUUGUGAGCCGCCGGCAGAGCCAGGCGGCGCCACCGUACUCCCGGCUCCCCGUCCACGCCGCGAUGGGGCACCUGCCCACGAGGACGCGCGGCGGCCGCCGCCUCCUCCUGCUCUGGCUCUUUGUGCUGUUCAAGGAUGCCACCACAUUCCACGUAACUGUCCGAGAUGAUAAUAGCAUCGCUGUCUCUUUAGAAGCUUCAGACAUCAUGAGUCCAUCAUCUGUGUAUGUUGUGAAGAUAACUGGUGAAUCAAAAAAUUACUUCUUUGAAUUUGAGGAAUUCAACAGUACUUUGCCUCCUCCCGUUAUCUUUAAGGCCAAUUAUCAUGGUCUAUAUUAUAUAAUCACUCUGGUAGUGGUAAAUGGAAAUGUGGUUACCAAGCCAUCCAGAUCAAUCACUGUGUUAACAAAACCUCUUCCUGUAACCAGUGUUUCAAUAUAUGACUAUAAACCUUCUCCUGAAACAGGAGUCCUCUUUGAAAUUCAUUAUCCAGAAAAAUAUAACGUUUUCACAAGAGUAAACAUAAGCUAUUGGGAAGGUAAAGACUUCCGGACAAUGCUAUAUAAAGAUUUUUUUAAGGGAAAAACAGUGUUUAAUCACUGGCUGCCAGGAAUAUGCUACAGUAAUAUCACCUUUCAGCUGGUAUCUGAGGCAACUUUUAAUAAAAGCACUCUCGUGGAGUACAGCGGUGUCAGUCAUGAACCCAAACAGCAUAGAACUGCCCCUUAUCCACCUCGGAAUAUCUCAGUUCGUAUAGUGAACUUAAACAAAAACAACUGGGAAGAAGAGAGCGGCAGUUUCCCAGAGGAAUCAUUCAUGAGAUCACAAGAUACAAUGGGAAAGGACAGAGUCUUCCAUUUUACAGAGGACACUCCUGAAAUUCCCUCUGGCAACAUUUCCUCUGGUUGGCCUGAUUUUAACAGCAGUGAUUUCGAAACAACAUCCCAGCCAUAUUGGUGGGACAGCGCAUCUGCGACUCCUGAAAGCGAAGAUGAAUUAGUCAGUGUGCUUCCCACAGAAUACGAAAAUAACAAUACACUCAGUGAGACGGAGAAAUCAGUAUCCAGCUCUUUCUUUUCUUUCCCUGUACAAAUGAUAUUGAGUUGGUUACCACCAAAACCACCCACUGCCUUUGAUGGGUUCCAUAUCCACAUAGAAAGAGAAGAAAACUUUACUGAAUAUUUGACAGUGGAUGAAGAAGCACAUGAAUUUGUUGCAGAACUGAAGGAGCCCGGGAAAUAUAAGUUAUCUGUGACAACAUUUAGUUCCUCAGGAUCUUGUGAAACUCGAAACAGUCAGUCAGCAAAAUCACUCAGUUUUUAUAUCAGUCCUUCAGGAGAAUGGAUUGAAGAGCUUACAGAGAAGCCCCAGCACGUGAGUGUCCACGUUCUAAGCUCAACCACUGCCUUGAUGUCCUGGACGUCUCCCCAAGAGAACUACAAUGGCACCAUUGUGUCCGUGGUGUCGCUCACCUGCCAGAAACAAAAGGAGAGCCAGAGGCUGGAAAAGCAGUACUGCACUCAGGUGAACUCAAGCAAAUCUAUUAUUGAAAAUCUCGUUCCUGGUGCCCAAUACCAGGUUGUGAUGUACCUAAGAAAAGGCCCUUUGAUUGGACCACCUUCAGAUCCUGUGACAUUUGCUAUUGUUCCAACUGGAAUCAAAGACUUGAUGCUCUAUCCCUUGGGUCCUACGGCAGUGGUUUUGAGCUGGACCAGACCUUACUUAGGAGUGUUCAGAAAAUAUGUGGUCGAAAUGUUUUAUUUCAACCCUACAACAAUGACGUCAGAAUGGACAACCUACUAUGAAAUAGCCGCGACUGUCUCCUUAACUGCCUCAGUGAGGAUAGCAAAUCUGUUGCCAGCAUGGUACUACAACUUUCGAGUUACCAUGGUAACAUGGGGAGACCCGGAACUCAGCUGCUGUGACAGCUCCACUAUAAGCUUCAUAACAGCCCCAGUUGCUCCAGAAAUCACGUCUGUGGAAUAUUUCAACAGUCUGUUGUACAUCAGUUGGACCUACGGGGAUGACACCACAGACCUCUCCCAUUCUAGGAUGCUCCACUGGAUGGUUGUUGCAGAAGGAAAGAAGAAAAUUAAAAAGAGUGUAACGCGCAAUGUCAUGACUGCAGUUCUCAGCCUGCCUCCUGGAGAUAUCUACAAUCUCUCGGUAACUGCUUGCACAGAGAGAGGAAGUAACACCUCCAUGCUCCGUCUUGUCAAACUAGAACCAGCUCCUCCAAAGUCCCUCUUUGCAGUGAAUAAAACCCAGACCUCGGUGACUUUGCUGUGGGUGGAAGAGGGAGUCGCUGAUUUCUUCGAAGUCUUCUGCCAGCAAGUUGGCUCCAGUCAGGAAGCAAAACUCCAGGAACCAAUUGCUGUUUCCUCUCAUGUCGUGACCAUCUCCAGCCUCCUUCCUGCCACUGCCUACAACUGUAGUGUCACUAGCUUUAGCCAUGACAGCCCCAGUGUCCCUACAUUCAUAGCAAUCUCGACAAUGGUUACAGAGAUGAAUCCCAACGUGGUGGUCAUCUCCGUGCUGGCCAUCCUCAGCACACUGUUAAUUGGACUGCUGCUUGUUACUCUUAUCAUUCUUAGGAGAAAGCAUCUGCAGAUGGCAAGGGAGUGUGGAGCAGGAACUUUUGUCAAUUUUGCGUCCUUGGAGCGGGAUGGGAAGCUCCCAUACAACUGGCGUAGGAGUAUAUUUGCUUUCUUAACCCUGCUACCCUCAUGUCUUUGGACUGAUUAUCUUUUGGCAUUUUAUAUUAAUCCUUGGAGUAAAAAUGGCCUAAAGAAGAGGAAACUGACUAACCCGGUUCAACUGGAUGACUUUGAUGCCUACAUCAAGGAUAUGGCCAAAGACUCUGACUAUAAAUUUUCUCUUCAGUUUGAGGAAUUGAAGUUGAUUGGGCUGGAUAUUCCACACUUUGCUGCAGACCUUCCACUGAACCGAUGUAAAAAUCGUUACACAAACAUCCUGCCAUAUGACUUUAGCCGAGUGAGAUUGAUCUCCAUGAAUGAAGAAGAAGGUGCAGACUACAUCAAUGCCAACUACAUUCCUGGAUACAAUUCACCCCAGGAGUACAUUGCCACUCAGGGGCCACUGCCUGAAACCAGAAACGACUUCUGGAAGAUGGUCCUGCAACAGAAGUCCCAGAUUAUUGUCAUGCUCACUCAGUGUAAUGAGAAGAGGAGGGUGAAAUGUGAUCAUUACUGGCCAUUCACAGAAGAGCCCAUAGCUUAUGGUGACAUCACGGUGGAGAUGAUGUCGGAGGAAGAGCAGGACGACUGGGCCUGUAGACACUUCCGAAUCAACUACGCUGACGAGAUGCAGGAUGUGACCCAUUUUAACUACACCGCGUGGCCCGAUCACGGGGUGCCCACAGCCAACGCUGCGGAAAGCAUCCUGCAGUUUGUACACAAGGUCCGACAGCAGGCUACAAAGAGCAGAGGCCCCGUGACCGUGCACUGCAGUGCUGGAGUCGGUCGGACGGGAACGUUCAUCGCCCUGGACAGACUCUUGCAGCACAUUCGGGAUCAUGAAUUUGUCGACAUCCUGGGGCUGGUGUCAGAAAUGCGGUCAUACCGGAUGUCUAUGGUACAGACCGAGGAACAGUACAUUUUUAUCCAUCAGUGUGUGCAACUGAUGUGGACGAAGAAGAAGCAGCAGUUCUGUAUCAGUGAUGUCAUCUAUGAGAAUGUCAGCAAUUCCUAGCUCAGAAUCCCAACAAGACAGAACAUGAUGUGUACCCAUCCCCCUUUGCUCCCAGAGUUUUUAGGGGGGCCCUACUAGCCACUUGCUAAAAAAGAGCCCCACUUUGUAGUAUGUGGCCAAGGAGAUAAUUUAUCUCAUAUGAGCACCGGGAAGACUUAGCCUUAAAGAGCCUACUGUGUCUUUUGGACUCCUUCAUUUCUGGACAUUCAAUAAUGGACCAAAUUCGACCAAACACCAGAAAGGUCCAGGCGCUCUGCAGAGGGCAAGCAGCACACUUCCGAAGAGUUUCACUGGCCCUUUGCUGGCUGGGCUGAGUUUUUUGUUGUUGUUUUUAAGUGCAAUAAUUUUUGUACCUGUGUGAUUUUAUCAGAACAUUACAUUGUUUUCUGCCCACACUGUUGAUCAAACUCAUAGCCCAAAAAAGGAACAAAUAUUGUUAGUGUCACAUGAUACCUCAUUGUUAAAAAGAGGUAUGGCCACACAUGAAGAAAUAGCACUUCUGCUUAAAGGAAGUUGAACCAAUCAUAACUGUACUCCAAUCCAGGUUAUUGAUCAGGAUUGGGGAAGGUAGAUGGGGGUAGAAAAAGGGGUUCUCCCCACAGAUCCAGUGCGUAUCUUUUCCAAAUAUGAAAAGCUGUAAUUCAGCUUCAAAGUAGAGUAGAAAAAAUAUUUAAGUCUUAAUUGUUCUAGUUUUUUAAUUUUAUUUUUUUUUCUCCUGAUUAAUGGUUCAAUGUUUCUUCCUUGGCCCUCUUGGACUAAUAUCACUGUCCAGAUUCUUUUUCAACGAACUAGAUCUGAUUCAGAAGACUCUGUGAGGUCUGACUCUUUAGACUCCAUUGCUCCCUGGGCAAUCUUGGUGCCUAGAGUUUGCAUUCUUUUCUCUGUUGACCUGCAUACAUGUAAACGUUAUUUCUUUGCAAGCUAUGAACACGCACUUUCCCCCAAAGAGCUGGGAAUUUAUGAAGUUGUGGCAAUGAACUACAGCAUGCUAGGACAAUGAUUUGGCUACAUUUUUUUUUUGGGGGGGGGGUGGUAAUAUUGUCAAGCAUCCCUCUGGAUUCCGACAGAGACCUCUUUCUGUUUUGUGUUCCUUUGGGCUGUCAGUUUCAUUUUAACCCGUGUAACUAGCAACACUUUAUUCUUUGCAUUUUGUAUAAUUACAGUACAUGAUGGUGUCUUGUGACAUGAACUGCUGUCAAAAUGGACACAGAUGGUAUCCUGAAGCCUGUUACUUUGUGUCGCUUUCCUGAGAAAGAAGAGGUGAUGAUACACAAAGGAAAACACUUUGAUUUGAAAGUAAACACACACUGGCUGCCUCGCCCGGGAUGUCCUGAACUGUCCUAUGUGCGUUUCAGGAGGCGGUGUCCCCCUGUCUGUGUAUCCCUCCCUCGCCCUGGCUCCCCACUAUGCUGAGAACCUUCAGGAAGCGAUGCACGUGAUAUCAGUUUCAUCUGUGAUCAGUGGCCUUAGUAUGGUGAAGGAUGCCAAGGGGACAGCUCUGCGCCCCACUGUCUCUUGUCACUGAGAAGGCCUGGCCACAGCAGAGCUUGGCACAAUCCUUUGCGAGACCUGGCCAGAGAGUCUCAGGCUGGCAUCACGGGGGGAACGGGCAGAGGUGGUCCAGACCCUGCAGCUUAACAGCUUGGGUUCCCUGGGUGAUAUCAGUUUUGACUUGCACUCCCCUCCUUCCCCUUCUCACCUCCCCGCUGCCACCUCCUUCUCUUCUCACUCCCACACCUGAGGUCCCCUCUUGGACACAUUAAUAAUGUACCGCUCCAUUCCCAGGAACUAAAGAAGAGUGCCAAGUGUUUAUGUGUGACUUCCUUAGGUGUUCGCACACAGACAGGUCAGGAGUGAAGUGUGCACCCUCGGGUGAGCUGAUAAGACAGCUGCUGCUGCUGGUGCGUUUCCCGUGCUCACAGACUGGGACUUUACUUCCCUGAAACUGAAAGCGCUUUGUAAAUAGUUUAUGACUGUCUUGAGCACCCCUUCUUGGUAGGGAUCAAAUAGUCCCAGAUCAAUUUUCCCAAAAGAGAAGAUGAAGUAUCCAGAGAUAGAGGGAAGAAUCAGAGAAAACACACCAGCUACUUUACCAGAUCCUUCGUUCAAGGGUUUCCACAGCCAUCACUCUGUACACCCCUGGUACACCAGCGCUCCUAAAAUUGUAGAGUUUAUGGUGGGAAAAGCAUCCAUCAGAAGACUUGGAUUUUCAUCCUAUUAGGGGACUUUGAAAUUUAUCUGUCCUGACUCUCCAUUGAUGAACUGUGAAAGUGCCUACUAAAAGCGCCGUAUUUCACAGGUGUAAAGGGUAUCAGAUAUGAUAAUUCAUGCAAAGAUGCUUUGUAUCUUAUUCUUUCUUGUACCCUAAGAGAUUCUUGAACCAGCUCAAUUUCCACUCUAGGGUUCAACUUUAAAAAUUCAGAGCAGAGGUAGCCAGGGCCUCUGUGUUAUUAACUAAGGUAUUUUUUAAUCAUCUGAGUAGUGCAACAGCACAGUGAAUAUAGAGGCAUUAGCACAUGUGGUCCACAGUAGCCUACACGGUACUUAGAGCUGAAGUUUCUGAUUUUACAUAAAUAGCUUAGAGAAUAUCUUUGCAAAUCACGAUUUCCCAACAUAUUUAUGUUUCAACACAUGACAUAAAACUUUCUGCAGAGGGGGUGGAGAAAAGUGAAGAGAGAGGAGAGGAAAUAAGAUUUCAAAAUUAACCUUCAAUGAUAAGCCUAGAUAUUUGGCAAUUAUUUCUUUAUAAAAAUCACAGUGUUGUAAGUUUGAAACAUAUCAAAAGUGCAGUGCAUAAGUUUACUUAAAAAGUCAGUAGUGUCAAAUGUAUUUUUUAGGCAACAGAUUUCCCUUUCUAAAUAUAUUCUGAGUCACAUAAUUUUGGAUUAACAAGAUAUUUAACUUUGAGUGAUACUGAGAUCAAAUUUCUGGGCUGCAAAAGCCGAUUUCUAAAGUUAAUUGAGAAAUGACCUCGAGGCUCUAAUUUAUAACUUUAAUAUCUAACACCAAUAUAUCCAUACCUACACAUUAUAUUAGUCUUCCCUUGUAGCUCAGUUGGUAAAGAAUUUGCCUGCAAUACAGGAGACCCAGGUUCAAUCCCUGGGUCGGGAAGAUAUCCUGGAGAAGGAAAUGGCAACCCACUCCAGUAUUCUUGCCUGGAGAAUCCCAUGGACAGAGGAGCCUGGCGGGCUACAGUCCAUGGGGUCGCAAGAAUCAGACACAACUUAGCAAAUAAACUACCACCACACGUUAUAUGGCUUUAUUUAACUUGCAGCGGAAGGAAAGUGAUAGAUGGCAACCUUUUGCUGUGUUCUAAUCCAGGAUUUAUCAUUUUCCACUACAAAGUCAACACUGCCCCUCAAAUUUAAAAUGAGAAAAUUUAGUAAGGUAUUUUAAGUUCCUAUAAAAUCUUUAAUCAGAUUUUAUAAUCUCCCCCCUUUUCUAAAAUCUUUCCCUGCCCCCAGAAAGGUGAUACAUCUCUCAAACAAAGCUGGGGUGUCAACAUGUAAAGCAGGGGCUGGAGACUUUGAAUCUGAGAGAUUUUUUGCAGACGUUAUGAGAGCUGCUGGCUAGGGGAUUGGCUCUCAACCAAGGAGGUAAAGUUACUGAAUUCAAUCUCUAAGAGCCAAAAUCCUCCCUGCUUUCUAGGAGGCCUUCCUUUCCUCCUCGGGAAACGUCUGAUGUAAUGUGCUUCAAACUAGCUGGCUGCAUUCCUAGCUCACCAAUCACUCUCCUGGGGCUUGGCACAGGCUCAGAGCUCAGAGGCCAUGCCCAGCUCUGAACAGAACAUCCACUUUGGCCAAAGGGGUUAGAAAGCAACAAAAACCUACAUACAUACACCAACUCCUACCUCUACCUCUGGUUUUUUAACCAUCCUGUUUGGAUGCAUUUGAAGGAAACUUAAGCCAUCAUCUCUCUAACUCCUGGCCUUCCAGAACAGCAGGAUUUUUGUUUGUUGUUUUCAGUUUCAACUUAUGCUUAUCACAAAACCUGAUCCUGGGGGUGCCACUCAAUAAAAGAUGGAGGACCACGUAUAGCCCUGGUAGUUGUAUUAUGAGGGACAUGAGAAAACUGAAGAUUUUCCGGGGCAGGUCACCAGAACCCUGAGCGAUACCCAAGGCAAAGGUCAUGACCACCAGACCUCAACUGACUGAGGCCAUUCAGCCUGGAGUCAGGGACAAGUCACCAGUUUGUUGAAUCAUUUGUUAAACGAAGACGUGUUUUUGUAAUCACUUUGAAUGAACUGAUCAAUCAACCAAAAAAAGAUUUUUUGAUCACUUACAAUACUUAGGCACGAGAGCACAAAUCUAGAGAAGGCAGUGGCAACCCACUCCAGUAUUCUUGCUUGGAGAAUCCCAUGGACAGAGGAGCCUGGUGGGCUACAGUCCAUGGGGUCUCAAAGAGUUGGAAAUGACUGAGCGAUCUAGCACGCACGCAGAGCACAAAUGGUUGCCAUAGGCUAACUUGGAAAAAUAGGUUAUGGAAUCAGAGUUUGGUUGUUGUUGAAAAGACUAAGAAAGCAAUUAGACGUAUGAAACAAG
Cervus elaphus (red deer) is the source of this 8533-nucleotide messenger RNA. RefSeq names its product protein tyrosine phosphatase receptor type O (gene PTPRO). NCBI's taxonomy places the organism in Eukaryota, Metazoa, Chordata, Mammalia, Artiodactyla, Cervidae. Gene Ontology annotation, cellular component: GABA-ergic synapse; glutamatergic synapse; plasma membrane. The transcript has 27 exons. The record is from RefSeq and is a predicted model, not a curated record. The coding region runs from base 345 to 3992 and encodes 1215 amino acids. Gene Ontology annotation, biological process: regulation of glomerular filtration; podocyte differentiation; peptidyl-tyrosine dephosphorylation involved in inactivation of protein kinase activity. Gene Ontology annotation, molecular function: cadherin binding; Wnt-protein binding; protein tyrosine phosphatase activity.